Messenger RNA from Oncorhynchus keta (chum salmon), 5804 nucleotides. RefSeq names its product collagen alpha-1(XIII) chain-like. Bases 253 to 2229 code for a protein of 658 amino acids. Gene Ontology annotation, cellular component: collagen type IX trimer. The transcript is spliced from 39 exons. NCBI's taxonomy places the organism in Eukaryota, Metazoa, Chordata, Actinopteri, Salmoniformes, Salmonidae. The record is from RefSeq and is a predicted model, not a curated record.
UAAUAACUUAAACAGCUGUGGUAUAUGAUUGAUCCUCGACUUAAAGAAGCAUGCUAUCGUCUCUUUCAUGUCAAUGAGGCCUAUCAGACCAAAUGAAAUGAUGUCAUGUUUUAUUCGUUUUUUCUUUUGUUGUGGAAUGCGGCCUUUGUUUUCUUUUGUGUCUGCCUGUUAUAACUGAACCUGACAGAAUACAAUGAGCACAGACAACGACUUUUUGACAUACAGUAUUGGAUACAAUCCAAAUACUCUGCAAUGAGACAGUUCAAUAAUGACAUAAUACUGUUGAUAACGCUCCAAAAACCAUUUUAUUCUGGCCUGGCUCCGUGUGAUGUGAACUCUCUUUGUAAUAAUGUCACGUUCACUUUUUAUGUUGUACCCAUUUCUCUCACCCCUUUUCAGGGUCCGCCCGGACGAUCAGGCUUUCCGGGUGACAAAGGAACAAUGGGAAUUCCUGGAAGAAUGGGGAUAAAAGGAUACGCAGGGGAGAAGGGAGCGCCAGGGGAGCCAGGCCUGUCUAUCAUUGGGCCACGAGGACCUCCUGGACAGCCAGGAACAAGAGGCUUCCCAGGCUUUCCGGGUCCGAUUGGGUUGGACGGAAAGCCCGGACAGAACGGCUUGAAAGGAGACUUGGGUCAACGUGGUCUUAAAGGAGUCGCAGGUGAACCUGGGCUGAAAGGGGAAAAGGGCAUAUGUGGAGACUACACUCACAGGCAGAUCUUGCCCAUCCCCAUGCGAAACAUGCCCCCAAUAAACCCUGUAAUCCUAAAGCGCCUCAAGCAGGGCGAGCCUGGAGCUCAGGGCCCACCAGGACCUCCUGGCCCCCCAGGGCCCUCAGGGACCUCUGGACUGAAUGGUGCUAGUGGACCGCCGGGUAAACCUGGUGAACCAGGAAAACCUGGGAAAGAUCUACGGCUCCUACCAGGGAUGAAGGGUGAGCCAGGCAUGGCAGGAAUAAAGGGCGAUGUUGGCCCCGCUGGUCCUGAAGGCCCCAAGGGACUGAAGGGAGAGCUUGGACUGAAGGGGGACUUUGGUAUGCCAGGAAUGCCAGGGAAACAAGGAUUGAAGGGAGAGCCAGGUUUUCCAGGCAGUCCUGGAAGAAAGGGUCAAGCUGGUAUCCCUGGUACACCUGGUUUUCCUGGAAAGAGGGGCUACAGGGGUGACAAGGGCGAACCCAGCGCAGCAGGAACUGGCAUCAAAGGAGAACCAGGGACACCAGGACUCCCAGGCCUAUCAGGAUCCAAGGGUGACAAAGGCGACCAAGGUCUCAAGGGGGAAGCAGGAUCUGAUGGUCCAGCUGGACCAAGAGGUCCUCCGGGUGCGGCAGGAGAGCCAGGGAAAUCAGAAAUCAUCAACAAUGAAAAUGAUAUUCGGAAUGUACCUUUGAUGGGCCCACCUGGCCCUCCAGGGGUCCCCGGAACACCAGGAACAAAGGGUGAAGUUGGCCUUCCAGGCCCAUCAGGUCUUGACGGAGAGAAGGGUCCUCGGGGGAAGCCUGGAGAGCCAGGUCCUGUUGGCCCAGCGGGCCCUGAAGGUCCCAGAGGGGAGAGGGGCCUGAUGGGUUUCUCAGGACCCAAAGGAGACAAGGGGGACAUGGGUCACUUUGGAUCACCUGGUUUAGACGGCCCUACUGGUGAAAAGGGGGUUUCUGGACCCCCUGGCCCCAUUGGAUUACCAGGCACAAUGGGUCAGAAGGGCGAGUCCGGAGAUAAGGGAGGAAGGUCAGACAUGGUCUAUGGACCCCCAGGGCCUCCAGGUCCCCAAGGACCAGUUGGCCCCGCGGGACCUGAAGGACUGAGAGGACCAAAGGGGGAGCAAGGCAUAGGCAUACGGGGAGAGAAGGGAGCAUCUGGUUCAAAGGGCGAUAAAGGGGACAGGGGCCAUCUUGGACUUCCUGGAGCUCAUGGUUUAGACGGCAGGCCUGGUCGAGUGGGUUUAAUAGGACCAGUUGGUGUGGCAGGGCCUGCAGGACCAAAGGGGGAGAGAGGUUUCGUGGGAGAUUCAGGAGUCCCAGGACCAAUUGGUCCUCAAGGCAUCCCUGGUGUUGUAGGACCACAAGGAUUCAAAGGGAACCGGGGAGAGAGGGGCAAGAAAGGCAACAGGGGAACUAAAGGGGAUAAGGGAGACCAAGGAGCACCCGGAUUAGAUGCCCCCUGUCCGUUGGGGGAUGACGGCCUACCAGUAUCAGGGUGUUGGAAUAAAGGUCAAAAUCCUUUCCAACUGGCCAAGUAGUAGAGGUUCAAGACAUCUGCUCAGUGACAUUUUGCUCAAAGCUACAGAAUGGAAACUUGAAGACAUUUGGAGAUAUCUUUGAGUUUUGACCCGACCUGUGGUUGCCAUUUUACUCAAAGAUUUUCCAGCCGACUGAAGACAGAGCCAGUAAUGUUGGGGGGCUCCAGUGGCAGCAAUGAGCAGACUGACUUCAAUAAGACUCAGAAACAAAAGGAAAUUCAGUUUCCUUUGCAGUUUUUUUGUUGAAGGAUUCUCAGGCUAGAAAAGCCGUCAAAGCCACAGAGAGACACAGAUGCAUUUCUUUGAGAUGAAUAUGCUUGAUUUCCCAUCGGUCUUUAUUCACUAUGUGAAAGUAAGACAUGAACCUUUUAUAGUGUACACUUCCCUGUGUUUUAUUUGACACCAACAACUGUGAUUCAAGAAUUCAGAGCAGCUCACAGAACAUACAGAAAUAUUCUCUCCCUGUUCAUGUGUUUCCAAGACUAACCAAAAAAACAAAUGGAAACACUUUCGAUGAUUCCUGAUAUCAAACUCACUGCCUUCUCUACUAUCCUGGGUGCUGCAGGCCUAUAACAAACUGUUUAUGUAGCUAUGUUGCCUGACCUGUGCCCAAGGAAGAACUUUAUUACGAACACUAUACUGUUGGUAUACAUUAUAUACGUAUACUAAAGACAUAGUAUAUUACAUUUAUUCACAUUCUUGUACUGAGGUGUAAUACUCACCAUAUCAAUGCUGAAAGAGUAAGUAUUAUACAGUAGGAGAGGGUUCACACACUAUCAAGCAUAUGAAUUACUCAUCGAUAUAUAUACAUUUUUAGCAGUCAUACAUACUGUCCGCUUUCAAUGAGUAUUCUAGAAUAACUUGAUUCAUAUUCCUGAGAAAUGCCAUACUAAAUGCAAGACGUCGUGCGCCAUUUUGGGCAGUUAAUUUCAACUGUAAUAAUUUUAACACGUGCAUCCUGUCUGUAUGAAUCAGUUGGGCUUUACGGUUACUGUUUGUUGCCCUUAAAUAUCGAUUUGAACUAUAAGAACGCUUAUUUAUAUUGUAGGCUAAUCUUUAUGUAAGAUUCUAACCUUGAACAGCUCCUCCAAACAUUUUUCUUCUUGAAUACUGAUGGAAGAAAGAUCCCCUGAUUUUUGUUGUCGUGGCUGGAGGCACAAGACCAGUUUUGGAGUUAUUGGACAGUUGACAACAGACGCUGAGAUUAUUUUGAAUCGAAUGAGUUGUUUAUUGAGGUAGCCUAUGACGUUUUCAUCGGAGCUGAUCGACAAUUUAAUGACGUUCUUGGGUGAAAACAACGUCUGAACUCUGAACUGCCGGUAUGUCCAUCUUGUCAACGACUGUGAUAUCUUGUGCCUUUUAUCUGUGUUUCACACAAGCUUCCCUGUUUCCUAAAAUAAUCUAAUGCACAGAAGCAUUCCUUAUGUCAUAUUGACAGCUGCCUUCUUACCCGUUCGCACAACUCAAUCCAAAUGCGCAUAAAAUAAUUAUUUGAAUAUUCAACGUGGUGAAUACAGAACCGUGCUUAGCUAGAGUCCAUAUUCAUAUCCAAAUUGUGUAUUGCGAACAAGGGGCAGUUAUUGUGGUUGUUCUUUCGAGUUCAUGAAAGCCACAUCAAGUCUGACAACUCGGCUUACUCUGCACUUGUUGUUCAUACUUUACACGCAGUUGAUUCUGAAUGUAUUUACAUUUACAUGAACUGCUCCUAUAAAACCUCUGUGGAACAUGGUCCUUAUAAGAGUGGAUCAAGUCAAGUGCUGUUACUGUAUUACAGUAACUACUGUAAAUGUCACUUAAAGUUAAGUGUUGUCACUGUAUUAAAGUAACUACUGUAAAUGUCACUUAAAGCAAAGUGUUGCCCACAAUUGUUGUGUUUAACAAUUGAUGAAUGUUUCCAUUUAUUUUGAAUGCUCUAAACAAGAAGUUGUCCUCCCAAAGAUUAAAAUUCGUAUUCAUUUAGUGGUGCCCGUUUGUGCAAUGAUACAUAAUACAUGUGUAAUUUGGGCGAAUUUGAUGCUUUUCAUUUGAUUAAUAGAUGAUUUAGUUCACCUCACAUAUUUUUUAACAAGAGAGUCCAUCGUCCCCAAUACAGCCCACAGUCCUUAAUGAAUUAACCAGAGUAAUCAUAUGAAGAUUGAAUAUAAAUAUACUAAGAAUCAUUCAUUAUUUUGUAGGAAUUCAUUCAAAACAGCAGUCACCUUAGGGCAUUGACUGUAGGGUCAUCUUUGAAAGUUUGUGUGCAUUUCAUUUCAGCUUUUUCUCACUUAUGUUUUGCACAAUGGUGGCAGUACUCUUUAGUUUUACCAGAUAUUUUCUGGACAUUAUUAUUACAUGUAUCAUUUGUAUUAUGUUUCUUUGGUAUACAUUUCCCAUUUGGUACAACUUUACUGUGUCUUGAUCUUACAUUGUGUUAAUAUAUUAAGUGUACUCGUCAUGUAAUAUGCAUAUAACUAUUUAACACAUUAUAUAUGAGAGCAAGUGAUUCAUGAACAACACCCAUUAAACUGACGAUAGGUCAUGCGUAAUUAUUUCUUGGAACUGAGCACAAAAUUGGUCUUUCGUAUGUAUUUUUGUUGCCUCCUGAAAAAAUUCAAAUGAAGUCCUCGAUUCAUUAUUCAUUUUUUUUGUCAAUGCCACUUUGCAAUUCAUUCACUCUCACUUUUUUUUUUACAUGACGAGUACACGGAUUUGUUUUAGUACUGGUGUUGUAUCAACUGUAAAGUUGUGUGGUUCAUCACUGGUUGACAUUGCCGAUAUGUUUAUGCCAGUCUAUGCUCAAUGCAUUCUGUUUUGUAUAAAGUGGAUGUAUCUCUUCUUGAUGCCGUCACCAUUCUGAGCUUUUAAAGAAAUAUAGGAGAUUCAGGUUUAGAAAGCAUUUUAGAUAGUAUUGUAUAGUACUGCACAAUAGUUCAUCUGCGGUUGACAUACAUGUUGUUUUCUCUUAACUAUCUAUACUGUAUGUAUGCUAGGCAGAAAUGAAGAUGUAUAAUAUUUUGUGUGACAAACUAUCAGUUUCAGUAGCUAACUGAGAACUGAUUUGAGGGCAUUUAUUUCAAUGCAUUUGAUGUAAAAAAAAACAUCUGCAUGCUGAUAUGAUUGUUUAUAAGCACUAUUUUACCAUUUAAUAGCAACAGCGAAAUAACUGCACACCAUAUAUGGGCAUAUAUUUGAUAUGCCAAUUCUGCACAAGACGAGGAAUUCUGUCAGUUAAGUGACCUUUUAUAACUUCCUCUGGUGUUACAGACUCCUGAAAAUGAAUACAAUUUGCAAUGUUAACAUUAAGUUGAGGUUUAGAAAGGUUGUUUCUUGAGAUUCAAUGUGAGUCGUCCGUAAACCUUUGAAUUAAAUCAAUGUAAUCCAGAGUUCAGUAUGUUUUCAUGGCUUCGUUGAGUGUGCUGUCAAAGGUGUUUUAACAGUUUUGGGUUUUUUUCAGAGAAGGUUUUUACUUUUUACAGAUCUUACAUUUCAGAGUACGUCACUGGUUGCCGAUUGUUAUUUCACUGUUCAAUACAUGUCACAUUUUGAGAACAUUGUCAAUAAUUCCAAAAAUAAAGAAUUGAGUUAUCGUUUUUAAA